Molecule: messenger RNA, 3867 nt
Organism: Fusarium tjaetaba
Lineage: Eukaryota; Fungi; Ascomycota; Sordariomycetes; Hypocreales; Nectriaceae
Product: het-domain protein
Exons: 3
Coding region: 1-3867 (1288 amino acids)
Molecular function (GO): protein binding
Source: RefSeq, a predicted model, not a curated record
AUGGCAGAGGUCUAUUGCAAAGCGCGACAAGUCAUAGUCUGGCUUGGAGAAGCCACAUCCGAUAGUGACUUGGCCAUGCAGAAGAUCAGCGAGGUUGCAGAGGGAGAUGAUAUCCCGGCCGAACAAGACAACAUUAUUGUUCCUGAAUCGAUUGCUGCAUUGCUCAAAAGAACAUGGUUUCGAAGAAUUUGGGUUCUUCAGGAAGUGGCCGCCGCCCAACAUGUCCUUAUAGUCUGUGGUGCGUCCCAGAUUGACGGCUAUGCUUUUUGUCUUGGACUGGCUCCAUACAUUGAUGCCUCUGAGGGGUUCGAACCUGUUUCCUCCAUCGAGUACCUGAUAAGAGGAUCUAUUUUUCGUCCCAAGUAUACUAAAACAGAUUCAGGUCUGAUUACAUUAGGUAUACGGUCCCUUGGUGAACUUAUGGAUAUGUAUCAUGCCCAUGAGGCUACUGAGCCUCUCGACAAGGUUUUCGCGUUGCUUGGAAUGAGCACAGACGGGUCAUCAGCAUCAGAGCUCAAGCCGAAUUAUAGUAUCUCUUGGGACGUUCUCUUCUGCCGACUCACCACUUUUCUUCUUGGGCCCAAGGUCUCAGUAAAGACAUCCAACAGUGAUAGGGCGGCUAUCAUUAGCGGUCAGGGCACUGUUCUUGGCAAAGUUACUUCAGUGGCUCCGCGAAGGUCUCGCAAUCGGGACUUUCGAGUGAACAUGACAUAUACGACACCUUUUGAAUCUUUUUGGCGUCCGACCUCUUGGGACCUUGAUGCUAGCGUCAAGAGAGCAAAGGAAGGCGAUAUUCUAUGCUUAUUAGAGGGUGCUUCGCAUCCUAUGCUGAUCAGGCAGGAGGGGGAUUGCUUUUCAGUAAUCCUUAUAUCGCUAUCGACAACCCCCAGACAGCCAAAUCUGCCCCUGACAACGAGAUCACACAAGUUUGUUCUCAUUUGGAACUUGGAGGACUCAUCAAAGACCGUAAACGACAGUCAACUUGAAACAUGGCUCGACAUGGGGACUUUGGAAUAUGUGGAUCCACAUCCUGAAACGGUUAUCCAAAACAGCCAUCUGUUGCUGCUUUCUGCACAUGUACUAGUGGGAGCCUGCCGGUUCGAGGCUGCCAUCGACCUCUUCCACAAGGCAGUUGAGGGCUAUGAUUAUCAUCUAGCGAAGAACGACGCGAAAAGAAUUGAAUGCUUGGCCGCGAUGGCGGUAGCUUAUGGCUCCCUGCAGAGAUGGGAUGAGGCAAAAGGUGUCUGGGAAUCCAUCAUACGCGUGUGCUAUGCGUCAAGCGACUGCUUUACGCAAACUACUGACUUCUUGGAUAAUCUACUCCCCAUCCUUGACAAAGACGAAAAGGAUUACGAUGGAAAGAGAUGGCAAGCAGUUCGUGAUGCAAUAAAUGCAAAACGAUCCCAAACACCAAUACAGGAAGACCGGAUCCCGGACUUGGUAGAGUAUCUCGAUUCUCAAGUUAUGAACAUCUUGGUCGAUCAACAAGAUCACUGGCCAGUGACGAGGAGGGAGAGCUGGAUUGCUGCUUCCUGCGACGAGAGCAGCAGAGAGGAGGCGGUGAAAGUGUUCCUUGAUCGGCUAAGCGAUUUGGAACUUCCCGAACAGGUUUUCGUUGCCGCAGCAAGGAAUAUCUUAUACGGCCAGAAACUAACGGCCAUGCUGCUUGGUCGACAGGGCCCGGAGGCACAAAUCACACAGGCUGUUUUCAGAUCAGCAGCGGUCAAUAGCCGCAGCAAAAGAGCUCUUAUAUUUUCACUUCUGGAACACGAAGGGAUGGAAGUGUGCUCGGGAAUUGACACAAACAGCGCCUGGGCGACACUACCGCCACUCAUGCUGGACUCUGAACCAUAUAUCGCGAAAAUGGAUGUGCUAUAUCUGGCUAAGCUCUACUCAAAGACGGAUAAAGCCACCCUCCUGCGGAUGUUGAUUUCAGCUACAGACCCUCUGGAUUUACCCCAUUUACGGCGGGGACUGUACCAGUUUGCAUGGGAUGAGUAUAAGUUCCGCCGCUUAGACGAACUUGUUGAGAUGCUGCCACCAGCCUUGGAAGAUAUCAUCGCUACAUUAACUCACAUAAUGCUUUCAAAUGGCGAGCAUGCGGUUCAGCAAGUAAUCGAACUCGCUCGUCGCUCAAGGCCUGAUACAACUAGGACGAAAAUGGUAAACGAAGAAAUCGUCAAUGGUUGCUCCAAGAUUAUCGAAACCCGAAGUCCGGCUGAACUGUUACAAUUCUUGGAUUCCCUCUAUGAACUUGGGGUUUCAUUUAGCUAUCAAGGCAAGGUUGAGUCUCCUCCAACCCAAUCAUCGAUACUUCCAACAACACUAUCCAAAGACCCUCGGUUUCUCAAGACUCUUAUUGAGAAAAAGCUCGUAUCUCCCCAGAUGCAACCUUUCACAAUACUCUCACUUCGAUGGCACCUAACGUGGAAUGCUUACAUAAAUGACGGGGUCUCCGAAGAAAGAUGCCCCCCCGCCGGGAUGCCCGAUUGGCCACUAUACUGUGCGAUAGUUCUCGCUGCUGAUUCGGAAGUCAUAGAUUUCCUUUGCAGCUCAGGAGCCCGUGUUGAUCAAGACCUUUCUGGUACCAGUCCACAUGGAAGAGAAGCCGCGAUAAUUGAGCGACUACAACAGACCACAGCCUUUAGUACAUUUAAUGAGGAUUUUCGAAACUUGAGACGGGUAUGUUUUAAAAUGGCAAAGGCUCAAUUGGAUUCUACAUAUAUGGAUGGCGGGUAUAAGGACGCUACUUCUUUUAAGCUUUUAUGGGAAAUGUCAUUCGAUCAGGCAUGGAGCGUGGGCGCUUAUUUCCAGCUCGAUCCCCUUUAUCGUUUUCAACCCGCUUCACUUGGCAAAUCCAACUCUUCCUGUGCAAUGAUGGAGUCACCGUCAGAAAUCGUCCUCUCGACGCCCGGAUACUACGGCCCAGGCUCUAUCACAGCGUGGUACUGCAUCGUCGCGUCCACAGCGAUAUCCUGGAUAUGGAACCCCGCCCACCGCUUCCUGGCAACCUCAGACUUCCUGGCGGCUAUUUUAUACCCUUUCAUCGCAAUGAUACACUUCGCUAUCCAGUUAUGGAACUACCCCUCCGACAAGACGCAGUAUCUCAGAGGCAACCUGAUGCAUAUCCUCAUCGGAAAUGGAGACGAGGGCCCUGUCUCGGCUAAAUAUGAUUAUCAGUACAAGAACCAAGUGCUUUUCGACAAGCCAGGUCCCGACAUGUUCGAAAUCUUCCCACGCGUCAUCAGUAUCGAUGCUGCUUUGCGAAUCAACGAUAAUUGCUUUUGGCUUUGCUUGAUCGCGCUUGGAUUUCUCCUCGUCGAGCAUAGGAAGAACUGGACAGAGCAACAGCUUCAAGGCUUCGAGAGCGUCGGGAAAUGCCUCCUUGCCGGGGUUGUGUUGCCUAUAAUAAACAGUGUAUUUCUACUCAUUACCUGUGGCGACUCCCGAACCUUUUGGAUCCCUGUAGAGUCUACUCUCUUCAGAUUCAUGGCGGUCACCGUGGGCAUGUGCCCCGUCAUGGUGGCAUUCUUUAUAUAUCUGCCAUUCUCGACUGGAGAUAUUUCAUUCUCGGGAAUUCUGCCUGAAACAAGAUCUAUAACACGUUUCCCUAUGGACCUCGUUGGGAACCUUUUUCAUCGGAUCCGUAAAGUUCGGCUGCUACACUUCGGGCUUGGUAUCCUCUAUCUUGUCUUCAUUGGUAUCUUGGCGUGGGGCACUGUGAAUACCUUAAGAGUGGCAUAUCCAAUUCAGCUGUUCAUUCCAGCUGUUGGUAUUUCGAUUUUCGAGAUGGAGCAAGUCGCGAGCUUGUUUGGGGGGAUGGUGGUUUUGUUUUAUAACAUUCACUCAGUUUACUACCCGCAUUAG